Molecule: messenger RNA, 464 nt
Organism: Scheffersomyces coipomensis
Lineage: Eukaryota; Fungi; Ascomycota; Pichiomycetes; Serinales; Debaryomycetaceae
Exons: 1
Coding region: 178-438 (86 amino acids)
Biological process (GO): intracellular iron ion homeostasis
Cellular component (GO): cytosol; nucleus
Molecular function (GO): 2 iron, 2 sulfur cluster binding
Source: RefSeq, a predicted model, not a curated record
AGUAAUUGUAAUUGUAAUUAAAUCAUCCUGUAUAUAAAUUCAGGAUAAAUUUUCACUCUUACGACUUUCACUUUCACCACAGAAAAAAAAAACCUUCAACUUCAAACUGAUUUAGAACUCUACCACAGCCAUUAUAGAUCUCCCAACCAGCAUAUAGAAUAGAAUAUAGUACUUACGAUGUCAUUAACGGCCGAAUCAUUCAAACAAGUCAUCCAACAGAAGAUACCUACUGAUUUAGUUCAAGUAGAAGACAUGUCAGGAGGAUGUGGUCAAGCGUUUGCUGUGAUUAUCAUUAGUAAUAUCUUUCAAGGGAAGAAUAAAUUAAUGAGACAUCGAUUGGUGAAUAAUGCUUUGAGAGAGGAGAUUAGUGGUAUUCAUGCGUUUACUCAGAAGGGGUAUACUCCUGAAGAAUGGAUUGAACAAGGAGGGAAAAUAUAACAGAGAUAAAAUGAAUGAUGAUAUAG